Molecule: messenger RNA, 955 nt
Organism: Spinacia oleracea (spinach)
Lineage: Eukaryota; Viridiplantae; Streptophyta; Magnoliopsida; Caryophyllales; Amaranthaceae
Product: protein PLANT CADMIUM RESISTANCE 7
Exons: 4
Coding region: 178-639 (153 amino acids)
Source: RefSeq, a predicted model, not a curated record
CUUCCUUCAAAAUCACCCCACAAAAGCUUAUUAAAUUUAAAACAUCGUUUCCAUUGAAUUUCAUUAUAUGCACUUGCAUACUAUAAAUAACCCAAAAGUAGGCAUACUUACAUACAAGCCGGCUACAAUAACACAAGUAAUUAAAAUUAAGGAAUAGUUUAGAUCUUGACAUAUACAAUGAGUUCCUUUAACGUUGAAGCCCCUUCGAAGCUAUCCCAAUUUCCUCCCGAAGGAGAAUGGACUACUGGCUUUCAUGACUGUUGCCAUGAUCGCAAUCAUUGUUUGAAAACAUGUUUCUGCCCUAUGAUCACCAUGGGAGAGAUCGCUGAAAUUAUUGAUGGAGGCACAACAUCGAAGCAGAAGGCAUGUUGCCUGUAUAGUUUUCUUCCGGUUGGAUGGAAAGCAAUGUAUGCAGCUGGAUAUAGAAGAAGACUGAGGGAAAUGUUUAAACUGCCAGAGGACCCACACAGUGAUUGUCUAGUUCAUGAAUUUUGCUGUGUCUGUGCCCUUACUCAAGAGUUUCGCGAGCUUAAGAACCGUGGAGCUGAUCCUUCCUUAGGAUGGCAAGGCAAUUUGGAGAAAUGGAAUCGGGAAGGACUGAAAGAGCCCCCAAUCCAAACCCGCAUGGCUCGUUGCUAGCCUGGCCCAUUCUGCGUGAAUUAGUUCAGUCGUGAUCAAAUAUGAUGCUUAAUAUUUCGGUUCAAGGUUAUUUUCAGCCCUUUGUUGUACAAAUUACAAAAGUUCUACUUUCUUUUUCGUCCUUUUUCAUUGUGAAAAGGAUUCAAUUAUGUAUUGCACGUCUCUCAUUGUGUAAUAUUAGUAUUGUUUGGCAUGUUCGAUGUCUCGCUUUACCUGUUUUAAUAUUAAUUAUAUUGUAGUGUAUAUUUAUGUAAAAUGUUAAUGUAAAGUAUCCACUUGGAUGUGUUAUAAAUAAAGGUUUGCUAAAAAUCUAAAA